Folsomia candida is the source of this 3712-nucleotide messenger RNA. RefSeq lists its product as uncharacterized. The transcript is spliced from 3 exons. NCBI's taxonomy places the organism in Eukaryota, Metazoa, Arthropoda, Collembola, Entomobryomorpha, Isotomidae. The record is from RefSeq and is a predicted model, not a curated record. The coding region runs from base 2771 to 3643 and encodes 290 amino acids.
ACAUUGCAUCCUCAAGAUGCAUCGGGUAAAAUGUUCAGGAUGGACAUGCCUCGAAAUAUUGGAAGGGUGUACAAUGAAGGAAAUGGAUAUUCAGAAACAGUUUUUGCUAAGCCCUUCUCUCUCUGAUUUCCAUAUUAAGGAAUCCAAUUAACAGAAGACGCUGCCCAGCAGGGAUUGUUUAUUUUAUAUUACAUAAUAUCGCAUCGCAUCCAGAAUGAAACAUGUAUGCACAAAAAAACUGUUCCUUUAGAAAUCCAGAAGCAACGCUACAUCACUUACUUUACCCUUCAAUCAACAUCCAGAAGGCUUAUUGGGCUGCCAUGCAUGUGAAUAUAUGCAUGUAGAUUUUCAUUAUUAAUGGGAUUACAUUAAGAGGAAGAAGGAGAUUGCACUGACAAGUCCUCGGUGGUAAAGCAGGUUGCAUGGUUGGUAAACGCGGCAUUGAUCUUGCUUUAAUAUUAAUGAGAUCAAUUGCAGGAAUCGACCGGCAUUGAUUUGGUUUGAACUGACAAAAACUUUUGAAAUAAGAAUUGCUAACUAGACGCAUUUAUUCGUAACUGCCACGAAGGAUAUCGUCGGAAGGAAGAGAUCGUCAGUCAUUAUUACGUUACGUUAUAUAACACAUGUGUGCAUAAGCAUGUCGCUGCUGGAGUACGAAGUCUAUGCAGCUAUAGAUUUGAUAUUUUGAUUUCAUCAGAGUCAAUAUUUAAAACUGUUUUGACAUUUUAGAAAUUAAAUCGGCUACUGUUGUUCGCUCUAGACGGAGGAUCGAGAAAUGAGAUUUUGGCUGCCAGAUAAAGAACUUUACAGCUACUGUGCGCCGCGUUGCAUAUACGACGAUGCACAAAUACUAAUAAGUUGUUGGGCUCUGUCUGACCACUCCAAAAAUAAAUUACUUUCUUAAAACACAGGUUAAUGAGUUAAUGAAAGGAAAAUUCCAUUGGCUUUUUUGAACUCAAUGCUUUAUCUGUUUUGAUUUUUGUUUAUGAGCAAUUAAAAUGCUUUCAAAUCGUAAAAGAUAAUUGAAUUUUUAAUGAACAGCAUGAAAAUCAAUACAGUAUUUUAUAAAAAUGUUUUCUUGUAUUCUUAUGUAUGUACAUGUUGCUAAAUAAAUUAGAUGGUGUCGUCUUCUGGUGGAGUAACAUUUACUUGGUUGAGGAGACAGUGCGAAAUUAAAUAUGUGGGUGUGUGCUGUUCAUGGUUUUGAACUUGAGAGUAUGUAAAGUACAAUGCAAAAAUCUAUGAAAAGUGCAAAUUUUUUUCUGGUGGUACAUAUUUUUUUCCUGGUAGCUGACCUGGGAGCUACAUAAUAGUAUGCAUACUUACAUCCAAAGCACGCGUUUAGUAACCACAAAUUCACAGCACAAUUAAGAAUGCCGGACCGGUUUUGAUUUUGAGACAUAUGCUGACCAAAGAAAGUAAUAUUUUUUAGCUGGUGGAAUAUAGAUACAUUAUUUCAUGCACAAUUUUUCAAAGAAGUGUAAUACGCAUAGUUUUCUUCUACGAAAGUAAAAAUUAUAAUGAACACACAGGGUAGAAAUGGGUCAUGAAAAGUCUAAUUAGCAAAGUCUGGUGGUUCUCAUUAAUAGUCAAAUUUUUUGCAAGAGCAGCAACGACGUAUGUAUGUGUCCUGGGGCUGCACAGUCUGGGAAAUAAUUCACCUGGAAGAUUCCAUUUAACCAUUAUGGCACUAUCCCAAAUUUCUAAAAGAUUCAUGAUUCGAAAUACAGCCAUUUGGUUUAUGACCAGGAUCAUUCGGUUAGAGCCAAACGGCUUCAAAGUUGCGUCAAAUUACAUUACAUUACUUAUGUUUUGCGCAAAAAGUUUAAUAAACGUUUCUGUCUGGAUUAUUAAUAUUUAAAUAUUUCUUUCCAAGGUGCUUCAUGAUUUAGUUGGUUGGCGAGGAGCCACUGCUAAAAUGUUAUUUAAAGAGCCUUUGCCUUAUUCCAUUAGGACGAAGUUGCAUUUGAGUGUCAUCCAGAGCAUUCUUCUUUAUGUCCAUGCUUCUACGAUUGCAUAACGACUAUGCAUCGUUCCAAAAACUUCCAGAGAAAUAAAGGCAUAUUAUGUAUACCAGUUGGCAAGAGGUUAACCAUCCUUCCCUUCACUCCAAAAUUAGAACAAAUGUUAAUCUACAUACAUUUCAUACUUUCAAUUUUUAAUGGCACGCGGGUAGAAAAUUGAUAUCUAUCCACAUGCACAUGUAAGUGUAUGAAACCAGUAAUAUUUAAAAUCACCAACUAGCAAUUAAUUAGCAGUAUAUAUCCCUUAAACUUAAAUAUUUCGAGUGCACAGAAUUGGUCUAAUGUGGAUGAAUUAUAUAUAAGUGACGAUACGUUGCUGUGCAUUAGUGUUAAUUAUAGGCCGUAAUUCAUUUAAAUACAUAGGUAUCAGUACAUACAUACAUACGUCAUCAGUACCAUGAAUCCGAAGGUGGAAUAAGAAAAUGCCACUCCAAGAAGUUGACCUUGCCCGAUGUUAGAUAUUGUAAAGGCGCAAGUAAAGUGAACAAGUUGUAGGAGUGAGCGAGACAGAUUUUAUUGCUAAUUAUGCCAUCCAUCCUGCAAAACUUACCAAUUUUUAUUACGCUUCUCCAACACAACUUGUAAAGUUCUCACGCUCGCCUACCAUCUUUACUUGCCUCAGUCCACAACUCUACAUGGGCAUCGGAUCGGGUAUGUGUAAUAACUUCGUAAUACAAUCAGUUUAAAAUGCUAGAUUUCUCUCCACAGUUCGUGAGUUGGUAUUAGUUUUACAAAUAAUUUUAAAAAUGACACCAUUUGUUUUUUCAUUACUCGUGGGGCUUGCGACACCCAGUGUGAUUGUCGCACAAAUUUCUAACUAUAAAGUUGCCCACAACAAUUAUCAACCAAGUUCAAGAUCCAGGAGACCCAAUUCUGACGACAGUGUUUUUAUUGAGGGUGGGAAAGACAACGUCGGAAUUCAAAGUGGCUCAAGUUGCCCAGACCCACUCUUUGGAAUCCCUUUCGUCUACUUUGAAGAAACUGGGAAAUGCUAUUUGGCUGGUUUAAAAGGACCGUGUCCCGAAAACAUGGUUAUGUUUCCUCAGCAUGGCUCACCUUUUGGAUUUUGCGAUUGCAACUGUGACGCUUACUUGGAAAACAAGUAUCAUGCUCCCAGGAGCUACUGCAGAGGUAUCACUGAGGCAGGCGAGGUCAGAAGUUUGGCUUAUGUCAAGCGAUGGGGAUCCUGUCAACCUUUGUUGGAACAGAGUAAUUGUCCGUCUGGAUAUUGGCUCGCUUUUACAAAUGACCCCAAAAAAGGACCCUUUUGCGAACGGGCCAUUUGUGAAGUUCUAACUUAUGAUUUAAAAUUUUACGACAAAACAUCUGGGAAAUGUGAACGUCUCGAAGGUGUGUGUCGCCAACCAUGGCUGUCUAACCGGGGAGCAAGUGAGGGGACGUAUCAAAUCCAAGAUUCAGAUUGGACCCCAAUAUGCGUUGUUGAAGAUGAAGAUUUUGGUCGUGCUCGUCCUGCGGGUAAUUUAGGAAAGGGGGAGCCUGGAACAGGAAAAGGUCAAGGAGCAGGAGUUCUCCCACUCAAUUGUCCACUGGGAUUUAGAUACAGUCGGUUCACUGGAAAUUGUGAGCAUAAAACGUAUCUGGGAAAUGGAAUUGGCUAAAAUAUGGAGAUAUUCUUCGAAUGUUAUUACAAAUUCAUGGGACAAAUAAAUAAUUUUCAGUGCACACGA